Stegodyphus dumicola is the source of this 3136-nucleotide messenger RNA. RefSeq lists its product as uncharacterized. The record is from RefSeq and is a predicted model, not a curated record. Gene Ontology annotation, molecular function: structural constituent of chitin-based larval cuticle. Lineage: Eukaryota; Metazoa; Arthropoda; Arachnida; Araneae; Eresidae. Gene Ontology annotation, cellular component: chitin-based extracellular matrix.
AUGGCAAAAAACAGAACAUUAAUGUUAUUCAGAAUCAUCGACAGCAAAUCUCUUUUCCUUAUAGCUGUCUGUAUUCCACUUCUACUGCCAUACGCUGGACAAACACUAUCACUGCUUGCACCAUGCGUGAACUGUGAAGAACUGCAUGUGGAAUUAGGACAGAACCCACCAGACCAAUCUCAGGUUAUUUUUCUAUUCUCUGUUGUAUUUGUUCUCGGAUUAAUGGUGAUUUUUGGUUUGCCCUGGUGCUUCCUCUAUGGUAUUACCCCGAUUAACUUGGAGUUGACUGUGGUUAAAGGACCAGGUCUCGAUUAUACUGUUUUAACUGAGAACUUUUGUCAAUUGGUUGAAUCCUGGUCUCUCGUAACUGACCCUCAAGUCGUGCUAUCUGAAGUUCUUGUUCUGUUAACAGGCUUCCGAUGUGCUGAUUUCCUUUUACCUAAAUCAGCUAAAGGAAAAUCUCAGCCACAUCAGAAGCCUGCUGACUACCGUAUCGAUGGGCCUGGGUUCGAAUCUCGGAUAUGUCAUGGAUGUAUAAAGAGCAUAGGUGACAAAGAGGGUACUCGAAGUACGUGCCAAGCCGAAAAUCCUCUCGAGAGGCUGGUGAUAUUACUUUUGUUUGUGCUAGCCACUGCGGUGGUAUGCAAUCCUGUCCCUCCAGAAGAUGAUGACGAUAUUCCCGUUUACACAGAGAAAGUUGUACCUGCAAAGCCUACACAACCGGGAAGAACGCGUCCAGUUACUAGAAUACCAAAGUUUGGUACCAAGAAACUCAUUCCAGGAUCCGCGAUAACAGGGGAGAAGUUGUCAUCGAAUAAUAAGCUUCCGUACGUAAUCCCCAAGCAAGCAACUUCAGCUCCAAAAGCUCUUCUAAAGACCACUGAAGCUAUUCGAAGCAGUAAUAGACCUGUUAGACGAACACCCAAGUAUCUCAGCAAUUCACUUGCCAACGGAGAGAGCCCAGCUCCGAAGCGAGCCUUAACAGGAGGCCAUAACGCUCCUCGUCCCGUUUAUGCUCCAGCUCCAGAACUUGGUGUGCAAUACGCAUCGGAAAUUUCACCUUCAUCAUAUGGCUUAGCCCAUGAUUAUCAACCAAGGAAGUUAGUUCCAAAAAGUAACCCAGAUUAUGGCUCUGCAUUAGGAAAUGCGCCAGAAAUUAGAUAUGCUGCAGCGCCAGAAAAAUUUAUUCCAUCAGCUCCAGCUAGCAAAGAAAUCCAUGACAACGCAUAUAACUCUAACUCGUAUGACGACAAGCCGCAACCGUACAUCUUUGGGUAUGAGCUGAAGGACGAAAAUGGAGCCACCCAGAGCCGCAAAGAACAAGGCGAUGAUUACGGCAACAAACGUGGGUCGUACGGCUAUACGGAUGGUUAUGGGAUUUACCGUCAAGUGGAUUACAUUGCCGAUGCUCAUGGUUUCCGUGCAAUAGUUAAGACAAACGAACCAGGGACAGAAAACCAAGAUCCAGCAGACGUCAAGAUGCUAUCAGAAGCUGGCAAAUAUUGAAACCCUCUCUUGAAAGAAGUGAGUGAGAAAAGGUUAUGUCAUCGACAUUUGUAAGAAUCGCAGAUUUUUCGAAAACUGAAUUCCGUUCUUCAGAGUGGGAUUUAAAUAUUGAGAGCGAAGAAGUUAAACUGCUUUUAAUAACAAUAAUGGAAAAUUUAUUAGCCUUGUGAAAUAGGUAAUAUGAUAGUGUAUACCUCGUUAACGUUUUCUUAUUAUUAUAGAACCUGUGCAUAACAGUAGUAUUCGAAAAUGCUUUAGUAUGAAAAUAAUAUAGGUGCCAAAGCCGGCACAACCGGCGCGGUCGCCCGGAGCGGCAGUAUUUAGGGCCGUCAAUAUUUUUGGAUUUAAGGAUUUUUAGACUAGAUUUAUAGAAUUUAGGGAAGAACCGGGCAGCAGGAUUUAGGACCCGCAGAGAUUGCACCGGGCCGCAAAAUGGUCUGCCCAGACAUUCUAAAUUCUAAAUGCCAGAUAAAAUUCUAUUUUACAGCAUUUUCGGCAUUUAUUUAAUUAUUAAAAUUUAAAAUUUAAUAAAAUUUAUUUUCUGUUUCUCUUAUAUCGAAAUAAUAAAACUUUAAAAGUAAUGAGAAUAUUCAUAUUGAGUUAUAUUAGAACCACACAAACGUAAAUGGUUUUUAGAUAAGAACUUUAGUAAUUAUUCUCCUCGUGCUAAAAAUCCAGAGCUAUCAUUUUAACGACAAUUCUGCUGCAAAAGCAAACCCACGAUGGUACUUGCAACUUUUAUACGCAUAUACAGCAUAACUAGGCAACCUGUAAUGGAAAGAGAAUUACCCGCUGUUGGAAAUGAAAAGUCAACAGUUUGAAUCGGUAAAGAGCUCUCGAUCCACACUCUGGAACCUGAAUUCAAUUCUUGACUUCCUGUGUACAUUUAACCCUAUUUCACUUACUUUCAAUUUAUAUUGGACGUUUUAGAUCUGUUGUUCUUUGUCUGACGUUUGACAAACCAUACAUUUUGCAUUGGGGUCACAUUUCACUGGAUUUGCAAAACAAAUAUACCUUUUUAUUGUUCAUGGAUGUUGAGAAUUGUUUUUAUUUCAUGCAAUACGUAAUUUUACUUGUUAUUUUACCUUAUAAAGAAACCGUGUUCUUUACCUUAUCUUCAAAACUCGUUUGUGGAAAAUGAAAAAUUUUGAGGGAAAAAAUCCUAAAUUAAGAUAAAUAACCUAUUGACAUUUUAGAUUUGUACAGUUAUGCAAAGAUAUGUAACUUACUCCUUACUUAUGUUCUUGAUUUUCCCAUUUCGGCUUAAUAUUGCUGUAAAAAACAUGCAAAAGUUUCAUCAAAAUUUGAAAUAAAAUGAUGCAAAUAUUGCUUAAUUUGAGAAGUACAUAUAAACAUAGUUUAUGUUAUUUGAAGCAAAUUAUGCGAUAUUUGAAACAAAUUCUACGUUAUUUGAAACAUAGUUUUAUGUGGUAAAUUAGUUUCAGUAAUAUUUUAUUUAUAUAUUCCCUGUAAAUACAUUAGAUCUUUCCUACAUCUGUUUGCUUUUUGUCUUCUUGAAUCAUUGUAAACGACAUUUCUGAGUCUUUUAUUGUCAAAAUUAGAAAUUAGUUUAUGUCUUUUAUCUUACAAAAGAAAUAUGCCUUCUUAUAAUUGUUAUUUAUUUUAUUUA